AUGCCAACCCCCCUAGACCGAGCAUUGAACUCCAAGAAUCUUUUCCUGGGAUUCGCAGGAAUGGUCACUGCCGUGGCAGCGUUUAGCAUCUGGGGGAGCGAUGUUCUGCCUGCCCAAGCGGAUCCCACUGGCAGUAUGUAA
Penicillium salamii is the source of this 141-nucleotide messenger RNA. The record is from the annotation of a GenBank genome assembly. Lineage: Eukaryota; Fungi; Ascomycota; Eurotiomycetes; Eurotiales; Aspergillaceae.